This is a messenger RNA of Penicillium samsonianum, 828 nucleotides long. RefSeq lists its product as uncharacterized. The transcript has a single exon. The record is from RefSeq and is a predicted model, not a curated record. NCBI's taxonomy places the organism in Eukaryota, Fungi, Ascomycota, Eurotiomycetes, Eurotiales, Aspergillaceae. The coding region runs from base 1 to 828 and encodes 275 amino acids.
AUGCAAUCUGCGGACAAGCCGACUCGAUCAGAAAUUGACUUGGCCUUGCCUGGAGAGAAAACUCAAGAUGAAAUCAAGAUCGAAAAGAGUGGAGAUAUUGAUUCUCUUCAACGGUAUCGGUGGAACAUGGUUAGAAAAGCGCCAUCCUAUGUUGGUAGAGCGAUUGAGCUUCUCCGGAUAGAACAAGACCUCCGAAAUACUGUCCAGGAAGAGCAAUGCCUCGCCAAGAAGCCUGAGGCCACAGGCAGCUGGCCACUCUAUAGGAAUGAUGUACAGGCCGUGCUUCAGGCUUUGAAGAAGAGAUAUUGGUUGCUGGAACUCCAGUGGUGGAAAGUCCGAAACUCAUUCGUGGAGGGGCCACUGAUAAGAGCAUUUGAUCUGUGGCGAUCACAUCCUCUCUGGUAUAUGCACCGAGUUUUGUUCGAGGAUUGCGUGAGGAAGGGGGGAUGCUGUAGCCGUGGCUGUGGAUGUUGCGCUGAUCGCAAGAUUGAUAAAACACGACAGCUUGGAGCUGGACAUUGUAUGGUGGAAUGUGGAUGUUGUCACCAGGCUCGGGGGUUUGAGCUUACCAAAAAAGAAAAGGAGGAAUUCCUUAGGGAUUUCCAUAUCGUGGAUGACAAUAGCUUUUACCGCCAAAGGGUCAAUCGAGCUUCGAUAUGGGGGUUAUCUCUUGACAGUCAUGACAGCCCUUUUGAUCUGAUUGUAAUGCCCCCAGGAUACGAGAGCGAUGUUUCAAAAGAGCAGACGAGAAGAGGCAAGGCGGACCAAUUCGAUGAGCCAUUCAUGCUUAUUGACGAAGAGGACGAGGAAGAAGUUGUGGUACCUUAA